AUGGCGUCAGCAAAAAUACAAGAUGAACGUUUGACCGAAUGGAACAACAAUGUAAUGCAAUAUUUGAUUCCGAAUAACGUUGUUUUAUCUCUUUACCUGAUACUAGGAACUAUUGGAAAUAUAACUGUUAUUGUGGUAUAUGUUUUUAAAAUGAAGGUCAAAAGGGAUGAUAGAUUUUUUAUACCGGUGCUUGCGACCGUGGAUUUUAUAGCAUGUCUCAUUGGUGCAUCGUAUGCCUUUGCUUGGAACCUUUUACCGGUAAAGUUCAAAAACGAAUUUGCAUGUGUAGCACUCUCGUUUGUUUCUCAAGGAUUAACAAUUGUAGCUGCAAGUUUAUUAAUGAUAAUAGCAGUACAGCGUUACCUUAAAGUCUGUAAGCCAUCGUUUAUAUUUACACAGAAAAUGAAAUAUUUUUGUAUUAUUUUGGCUUUUUGUUUCGGAUGCGCAUUCUCAGUUCCGAUAUUUUUCUAUUAUGGUGUGGUAGAAAUGUACAAUCCAAUUCUUAAUGUGACAGGAUACUGGUGCGGACAAACGGUUCAUUACAAAGAACACUUUAUUCUUCAUGAUAUAAGUGCUGCAGUAUUUGCAUUUAUUGCUUCCAUUGUUCUUAUCAUACUUUACAUUUUGAUUGGAAAGACAAUUUAUCAAAAAUUUAUAAAAUUCCAUAUAUCUAUAAAACAGGGAAAGUAUACCAAAACACCUAGUAGCUCUACAGAGGCUGAAAGUGUAGAACCGGUUGAUAAAGAUAACGUUCACAAGUCUUCAAGAUCAAGAGCGAAUAGCAUCGAAGAUCUCGUCGAUCGCGAUGGAUACAGACGGAAACUAAGACGAGGCUCCACCGAUACCCUUGACCAAGGACGUUUCUACACAAUAGGACAACAUUUUCGAACGCACAGAUACUCAUACAUGUUUAUGACAAUCACUGCACUGUUUAUUAUUGGAUAUACACCACGGUUAACACUGAUGAUUUUAGAAAGUCUUGAUCCAAAUUUUUGGAACAAACCUAAUGAGACAAUUGCCGGAUUAUUGUUCCUCUAUAGGCUGUACCUUUUAAAUCAUGCUAUAAAUCCAUUUAUUUAUACCUUUUUCGAUACAAGAUUUCGCAAGGCAGUUUCAGAAAUAUUUUGUAGUUGUUGCUCAACAAGAAAAUCUAUGUCUUUAUGA
Mytilus trossulus (common blue mussel) is the source of this 1164-nucleotide messenger RNA. RefSeq names its product cholecystokinin receptor-like. Bases 1 to 1164 code for a protein of 387 amino acids. Lineage: Eukaryota; Metazoa; Mollusca; Bivalvia; Mytilida; Mytilidae. Gene Ontology annotation, molecular function: G protein-coupled receptor activity. Gene Ontology annotation, biological process: G protein-coupled receptor signaling pathway. The transcript has a single exon. Gene Ontology annotation, cellular component: plasma membrane. The record is from RefSeq and is a predicted model, not a curated record.